Molecule: messenger RNA, 1602 nt
Organism: Penicillium macrosclerotiorum
Lineage: Eukaryota; Fungi; Ascomycota; Eurotiomycetes; Eurotiales; Aspergillaceae
Product: GMC family oxidoreductase
Exons: 4
Coding region: 1-1602 (533 amino acids)
Biological process (GO): secondary metabolite biosynthetic process
Molecular function (GO): flavin adenine dinucleotide binding; oxidoreductase activity, acting on CH-OH group of donors
Source: RefSeq, a predicted model, not a curated record
AUGUUGCUGUCUACAGUUUCACGGCUACUUGCGGCACCAUUGUUCCCAGCGCUUUCCACCUUAGCGCAAUGGCCAAUUCAGUUUCUUUUCAGCAAUGCCUUCACCUGGCCACACAAGUCAGCCGAUGCGAACUACGACUAUGUCGUGGUGGGCGCGGGUACAGCUGGAAUGACGAUUGCGGCUCGCCUGGCCCAAGCAGGGUUUCAAGUCGCCUUGGUGGAGGCUGGGGGUUACUACGAGUCCGCCAAUCCAAUCUCGCAAAUCCCGGGCGCUGCGACAGUGGGAAUCGGGGCCAACAUAGAUACUGCAACCUCGGUAGACUGGAAGUUUGUUGCUCGAGAGGUACCGGGAGCAAAUCAUCGUGAUAUCCAUUACCCUCGCGGCAAAUGUCUCGGGGGAUCCUGGGUGCGUCGGGCCCUAACUGCCGUCGGCAUAGAAGAAGUGCAAGACUUUAAUGGCGGCUCCAUUAUGGGACAUCAGUUCUGUACCAUGUCGAUUCGCCCCGCAGAUGAAUCGAGGAGCAGCUCAGAGUCCGCAUUUCUACAACCUCCUCAUAAUUUGGACUCUUUGAUGAUCUACCAAGGUACACUAGCGACGAAGAUUCUCUUUGACCUUGGCAAUCGCGCAACAGGAAUCAAGGUUCAACAACAGACGCAGGAAUUCACCUUGACUGCAGGACGUGAGGUUAUCGUGUCUGCGGGCGCCUUUCAAUCCCCACAAUUACUGAUGGUCUCGGGGAUUGGACCCGCUGAUGUUUUGCACAAGUUUGCUAUUAAGCCCAUUGUGACUCUUCCUGGGGUGGGCCAGAACAUGUGGGACCAUGUUUUCUUCGGUCCCUCGUACGAAGUAUCAGUGGAUACAUUUACUCAUAUGGCUCAGGACCCAAUAUUUCUGGCUAGUCAAGUAUUCGCUUAUAUGAUGUAUCGAGAUGGAAUGUUGACAAAUCCAUCCACUGACUAUCUCGCUUUCGAAAAACUCCCCGGUGACUAUCGAUCAAACUUCUCAGCACAAGACGAAUCUCAACUUUCAUGGUUCCCCAGAUAUUGGCCCGAAGUCGAGUAUCUCGCAGGAUCAGCAUUUGUUGGGAACUUUUCAAACCCUUUCGCACAACAGCCGUCAGUUGGCAAAUAUGCUUCCAUCAUUGCCAGCAUAGUCGCACCCACCUCUCGCGGGAAUGUGACGAUUCAAUCGGCACAUAUGGCAGAUCCGCCCGUUAUCAAUCCAAAUUGGCUAAAUACUGAAACAGAUCAGAAAGUGGCUGUCGCAGCAUACAGGCGGAUACGAGAUACUUUUAGCACUCAGGCGAUGGAACCGAUACUUAUUGGCCCGGAGUAUUUCCCUGGCGUCGGAUAUCAGACGGACGAAGAAAUCUUGAACGUAAUCAAAAAUACGAUGAUGACUAUCUACCAUGCCUCCUGUACAUGCAAGAUGGGCACUCGAGGCGACAGGAUGGCCGUCGUUGACAAUCGAGCAAGACUCUUCGGAGUAACUGGGUUGCGAGUUGUGGAUGCCAGUGCGUUCCCACUUCUUCCGCCCGGCCAUCCCCAAUCAGUAGUUUAUAUGCUGGCCGAGAAGAUUGCCGCUGAUAUUCUUGAUGCCUGA